This is a messenger RNA of Spirodela intermedia, 3375 nucleotides long. The record is from the annotation of a GenBank genome assembly. NCBI's taxonomy places the organism in Eukaryota, Viridiplantae, Streptophyta, Magnoliopsida, Alismatales, Araceae.
AUGCGUCCAGCGGCGAAGCCUCCGAGGAGGGCGUAUCUUCCGUUCCUCCUCUUGCUCGCUCUAAUGGCCGGCGGAGGCUCCGCGGUAGACGAGCAAGGCGAGGCGCUUCUGUCGUGGAAGCGCAGCUUGAAUGGGUCCCUCUUGGCGCUCUCGGACUGGAACUCCGGUGACCGGACGCCGUGCCGGUGGUUCGGCAUCACCUGCGACGGCGCCGGCGGAGUCGUGGAGCUCAACUUGAAGUACAUCGACCUGCUCGGCCAUCUCCCCUCCGAUCUCCAUCCCCUCAAGUUCCUCCGCAGGCUCGUCCUCUCCGGCACGAACCUCUCUGGCACCAUUCCCCCUCAGCUCGGCGACCUGCCGGAGCUCACCGUCCUCGACCUCAGCGAAAAUGCCCUCACCGGCGAGAUCCCCGCCGAGCUAUGCCGCCCUUCGAGCAAGCUCGAAGAUCUGCUGUUCAACUCCAACCUCCUCGAGGGCUCCAUCCCCGCCGCCAUCGGCAACCUCUCCGCCCUCCGGCGACUGAUCCUCUUCGACAACCAGCUCGACGGGGAGAUACCGCCGUCCGUCGGCCAACUGGGGAAGCUCGAGGUGUUCCGUGCCGGUGGCAACAGGAACCUCCACGGCCCGUUGCCGCCGGCGAUGGGCAACUGCUCGAGUCUGCGGAUGAUCGGGCUGGCGGAGACGAGCAUCUCCGGGUUCCUUCCGCCGGCGCUGGGGCGGCUCAAGAGGCUUCAGACGCUCGCCGUGUACACGGCGCUGCUCUCCGGCGAGAUUCCGCCGGAAUUGGGGGACUGCGAGGAGCUUGAGAACAUCUAUCUCUACGAGAACAGCCUCUCGGGUUCCAUUCCUCCCCAGCUGGGCAACCUCAAAAGGCUCAGGAAUCUUCUCCUCUGGAAGAACAAUCUGGUAGGGUUCAUCCCGCCGGAGCUCGGCAGGUGCUCGGAGCUUACAGUGGUUGACCUCUCCAUGAACACGCUCAGCGGCGUCGUCCCCGCCACCUUCGGCAACCUGACGGCGCUCCAGCAGCUGCAGCUCAGCAUGAACCAGAUCUCCGGGCCCAUCCCCGCACAGCUCGCAGACUGCGGAAACCUCACAGACAUUGAGCUCGACAACAAUGCCAUCACCGGGACGAUACCGGCGGAGCUGGGACGGCUGAGGGGCCUCCGCUUGCUGUUCCUCUGGCAGAACAAGCUCGAGGGGAGCAUCCCACCGGAGAUUGAGUCUUGCCGGGAGCUGGAGGCGCUCGAUCUCUCUCAGAACGGGUUAACUGGGUCGAUCCCAAGGGGGAUCUUCCGCCUCCCCCGUCUCAACAAGCUGCUACUCCUGUCGAACAAUCUCUCCGGGGAAAUCCCGGCGGACAUCGGCUACUGCUCGUCUCUGCUCCGAUUUCGCGCAAAUGGCAAUCGAAUCGUCGGGAAGAUACCCCCAGAGAUGGGCCUCCUGAAGAGGUUGACUUUCCUCGACCUGGGGGACAACCGGCUCGACGGAGCUCUGCCUGCGGAGAUCGCGGGCUGCCGGAAUCUGACCUUCCUCAACCUGCGUUCCAACCGAUUAUCCGGUGGCCUGCCGGAGGCAUUCUUCGCCGGCCUUGCGUCGCUACAGUUGCUCGACCUCUCCCGCAACUCCCUGAGCGGGGAAUUAGGCCCCGGCAUCGGUAAAUUAACCUCGCUCACGAAGCUGAUCCUCGCAGGGAACAAGUUUUCGGGAAGGAUCCCGCAGGAGAUCGGUUCCUGCACCAGGUUGCAGGUGGUCGACCUCAGCGCGAACGUCUUCUCCGGCGAGAUACCGGAGGCCAUUGGAAAGAUUCCGGCACUUGAGAUCGCCCUGAACCUCAGCUGGAACGAUCUCUCCGGUCAUAUCCCGGCUGAGUUUUCGGAGCUCGUCCGCCUUGCGGUGAUGGACCUCUCCCAUAAUCGCCUCUCCGGCGAUCUCCACUCCCUCGCAGAGCUGCAGAACCUCGUCGCCUUGAACGUCUCCUACAACAACCUCUCCGGGAGCCUCCCCUCCGCCGCCUUCUUCUCCGAGCUGCCCAUCAGCGACCUGGAGGGCAACCCUGCGCUCAGCCUCUCCCGCGCCGCCUCCACACUCAACGGCGAUGGGGACUCUCACCUCGCCGCUCGGCGGGCGGCGCGGGUCGCCACCGCCAUCCUUCUCUCGGCCGCCUGCAUCCUGCUCGCCGCAGCAGCGUUGGCGUUCCUCGAAAGGCGCCGGCGACGGGGUGGCACGGCGGUGGAGGACGGCGACCUGGAGAUGAGUCCUCCAUGGGAGGUGACGCUGUUCCAGAAGAUGGACGUCUCCAUGGCCGACGUGGUGCGGUGGCUCACGCCGGCGAACGAGAUCGGGACGGGCUGGUCGGGGAGCGUCUACAGGGUGCCGAUACCACCGUCGGCGGAGCCGGUCGCCGUGAAGAUGUUCCGCACCUGCGACGACCUCUCGACGGCGGCGUUCGCCGGCGAGAUCGCCACGCUGGGACGCGUGCGGCACCGGAACAUCGUCCGCCUCCUCGGCUGGGCCACCAACCGCAAGACACGCCUACUAAUCUACGACUACCUCCCCAACGGGAGCCUGGGGGCGCUGCUGCACGGGGCGGCGCCGCCGCCGGAGUGGGGGAUGCGGCUGGACAUCGCUGUCGGGGUGGCGGAGGGUCUCGCCUACCUCCACCACGACUGCGUCCCGGGGAUUCUCCACCGCGAUGUCAAAGCUGACAACGUCCUCCUCGGGGAAUUCUACGAGCCGUGUCUCGCCGAUUUCGGCCUCUCCAGCUUCGUCGAUGGCGAGGGAGGCGGCAGCGCCACCGAGGCGCCGCCGCCCUUCGCCGGCUCCUACGGCUAUAUCGCCCCAGGUGCGCCCCCGCCCUCCUCCUUCUCCUUUCUCAGCGCCGGCGACUGAAACUUCUCCCCCGCCUCCGCAGAAUACGGGUGCCUGAGGAAGGUCACCCGGAAGAGCGACGUCUACAGCUACGGAGUGGUGCUGCUGGAGAUCAUCACCGGGAGGAGGGCUGCGGGGGACCCGGAGUUCGGCGAAGGACAGGGAGUGGUGGCGUGGGUCAAGGAGCAUCUGCGGUGGAAGCGGAGCUUGGCGGAGGUCAUCGACCGAAGGUUGCAGGGGCGGGAGGACUCUCAGGUGCAGGAGAUGUUGCAGGCUCUCGGCAUAGCGCUGCUCUGCUCCAGCUACCGUGCCGAGGACCGCCCCACCAUGAAGGACGUGGCCGCGCUGCUGAGGGGCAUCCAGCAGGACUCCGCCGCCGCCGCUGCCGCUGCCGCCGGCGGCGGCGCGCAGAAGGCAGCGGCGCUCGGAAGUCCCAAGGAGGCAGACCAGCCGAGCCCCCCCGCCGCGGAAAGCGGGGUACCUUUGACUUGCCUUAAGUUCGGCUAG